AACCACAGUACAUGAAUGCAACACUUCACGUAAUUAUGCGAUAUAACCGAGAAGAUAAAAAUGAUAAAGAUUCAAUUACAGGUCAUGUUAUAAAUUCCUAAAGGUCACAAAAAUCCAGGAUAACUGAGUAAAAAAUGAGACUUUUAAGCAUCUCUUGUUUAAAAAGAGGUGCCAUUUUGUUACCGGAAGUGAUGUCACGACGUUGCACUCCUUUUGUCUGACGACCUCAUCCGGAGGAAGUAAAGCCCAGUCUAGGCAGUCGCUUCAUCGGAGAAAAAAAAAACUAAAAAAAAAAAAAAAAAAAAGAGGGAAACGAAGUUCCAUCGGUUUUGUGGGAAUUAUCGACACAUUAUAUCCAUUGUGUACAAAUAGUGGACAACAAUCGGCGUUACGCGGGAGGAAGACGGAGGAGUGGACGGUAACCGGAAUAAUGGAGGAUUCUCAUUUUAACUCAUCCUAUUUCUGGUCUCCCAUCCCUACUGUGCCAGGACAGAUUGAGAACGCCGUGUUCCUAAACAAAGUGAAAGAGCAGCAGGAAAAGAAUGCAUCCUUUCCUCCGUCCUCGGCGUCCCACUACCAAACCGCUCUACUCACCAUCCCGACUCCUGGGGCCAAGACAGAUGGAGGUGGCCAUCCUGCUGCUGCUGCUGCUGCCGCACAUCUCCACCCGCCACACAGCAGCCAGAACAUAACAGUGCUGCCUGUCCCCUCCACUGGCAUUAUGACAGCAGCGGGUCUAGUCAUCACCACUCCACAGGGAACUUUAGUCUCCCCCACGUCUUCGCAGUCAUUUGUGUCAGCGCAUCCCACGACCACCAUGAUCGUCUCUGCUGUUCAUUCUCCAGACAAAAAAGAAGCGGACGGAGCGCCCCACGUAGUGGUGAUGCCGACACCCUCCAAACGAGGCCGUAAGAAGAAGAGCGCGGGCGGAAACGAAACCGUCAUACUGGCUCAUCUAAACCCCGGCGGCCAGGUGGCAUCUCUGCAGCAUCACACCAGGGACCCAUAUGACCUCUCCAAUGAGGACGAGGAACCUGGGUUGAAAGAUAGCACCAAAACAUACAGGUGCCGGAUGUGCGCGGCGACCUUCUUCAGUAAGUCUGACAUGCAGAUCCACUCCAAGUCGCACACAGAGGCCAAACCUCACAAGUGUCCGCACUGCGCCAAGUCAUUCGCCAACUCCAGCUACCUGGCCCAGCACAUCCGCAUCCACAGCGGGGCCAAGCCUUACACCUGCUCCUACUGCCAGAAAUCAUUCAGGCAGCUCAGUCACUUACAGCAGCACACACGCAACCACACAGAGUCAAAGCCUCACAAGUGUCCACAUUGUACCAAGUCAUUCGCCAACUCCAGCUACCUGGCCCAGCAUAUCCGCAUUCACACCGGAGUGAAGCCUUAUUCGUGCUCUUACUGCCAGAAGAGUUUCAGGCAGCUUAGCCACCUUCAGCAGCACAACAGGAUUCAUACUGGAGAUCGUCCGUACAAGUGUACACAACCUGGAUGCGAGAAAUCCUUCACGCAGCUCUCAAAUUUACAGUCCCAUCGACGUCAGCACAACAAAGACAAACCUUACAAGUGCUCCAACUGCAAUAAAGGAUACAUAGACGCAGCAAGUCUGGAGGUGCACAUGUCCAAACACACAGUCAAGCACGCCAGGAUCUACUCUUGCGGCCUGUGCAACCGCACGUACACCUCAGUAAGACCAAUAUCCAUUUCUGAAGAGAAUUCCUACAUGAAUCACUGCCAAUGGCCUCACUGGCAUCAGACUCCUGGCAGCUACUUUACACCACCGUGUACUACGUGUAGUCAUGUGUCCACUGUCUCCCCUCUACCUGUCCUCCCCUCACCCCAGGAGACGUAUCUUGUGAAACACAUGGAGAAACACAACCAAGGGCAGCUGAGCGCACCGGACGCUCCAGAGGCACAACGGAACCAAAACCAGUCUCGCGGGCAGCCUGGAGCUCAAAACCAGGCGGAGGGCCCGGAUGGCAGGUCCGGCCGACCCGGAGUGGGUGGAAGCGGACAGAGCCAAGGCAGCUACCCCCAACCUGAACCCCUCCCAUGCCCGUUUGACCUACACCAGUAUAAGACGGUGUCUGCCAGUGACAUCCAGUACAAACCAGUCACCGUAUCGGACCUUUCUUCCCAUAAGGACCUCUGCCUGACUGUGUCGUCAUCCAGCAUCCAAGUGGAGCACCUCAACUCUUAAAAGAUGGAGGACAGUGUGUUAACGGAUAGAAGCAAUACUCACAUGAAAUAAGAGCUUUUUGGAACUGUGCCUGGAAUAUUUCUUUUUUUUUUUUUUUUUUUGCAAACAGGACAAAGAGCCCGAUAAAAUGUUUGUGUGGAAAGGCCGCAAUAAGAACAUUAAUGGUCCAUCACAGUGAUGGUUUUUAAAAUGGAAAGAAACAAAACGAGAGUGGCUUCUCUUUAUUGUUGGUUUAUCACCUUCUUCUGCUCUUCCACACGAGUACAGCCACGGCUCAUAACCAUGUUAUGCUCCUGAAAGUAUUUGUAAUGCUUUUUACAUCGGUGUUAUCACCUUUACACAAUGCUAUAAAAAAGGGACAAUGUGGUUAUUUCCUUUUUUCGGGAAAUUAAAACAAGUCUAUAAUUAUGUAGAUACUUACGGCCAGCUGGUAAAAGUGUGACGUGUGUUUAAAAAAGGUUGCAUAUCUCCCAUUAUAUAUAUAUAUAUAUACACAUAUAUAUAUACACCCAAUUGCAAUUCUUACAUUGUAAUCCUAUCAUUCUGCUUAUGGUGUAUGUAAGUUUGUCUUGCUAUAAUACUUUCAGAAUAUUUGUAAUGACGUCUUUACCGGACACACUUGCACAUGUGGAUAUGUGUUUUUGAUAAUAAUAAAACUUUGGAAACCCUAUUUUUUUAAAUCAACUUUUAUUAUUUGGUUUAUA
Doryrhamphus excisus (bluestripe pipefish) is the source of this 2913-nucleotide messenger RNA. It is a transcript of the gene znf384b, whose product is annotated as zinc finger protein 384 b. Gene Ontology annotation, biological process: regulation of transcription by RNA polymerase II. Gene Ontology annotation, cellular component: nucleus. The record is from RefSeq and is a predicted model, not a curated record. Lineage: Eukaryota; Metazoa; Chordata; Actinopteri; Syngnathiformes; Syngnathidae. Gene Ontology annotation, molecular function: RNA polymerase II cis-regulatory region sequence-specific DNA binding; DNA-binding transcription factor activity, RNA polymerase II-specific.